Messenger RNA from Rotaria sp. Silwood2, 828 nucleotides. The record is from the annotation of a GenBank genome assembly. NCBI's taxonomy places the organism in Eukaryota, Metazoa, Rotifera, Eurotatoria, Philodinida, Philodinidae.
AUGUCUGCGAUAACAACGGAAGGAGCUACCAUAUCGCAGACGUUGAUCAUUGAUACAAUAAUGCCAUAUUCUCCAUCACAAAAGCCGAUCGUUGCAGUGAAUUAUAAUUUUCCGGGUCCAUCAAUUGAAGCGUAUGAAAACGACACUCUGGUCAUUCGUGUAAUCAAUAAACUUGCACAACCGACAACUGUUCACUGGCAUGGAAUUUUUCAAAUCGGUACACCAGAUAUGGAUGGUGCGGUAGGUGCUACGCAAUGUGCCAUUCCUUCUUCUGGUGAAAUGACAUACAGAUUCAGAGCUUAUCCUGCAGGCACUGCAUGGUACCAUGGCCACUAUUUAGAUCAAUAUGCAGACGGUCUUAUUGGCCCGUUGAUUAUUCGUCGACGAGUAGAGCCAAAUCAAGAACAAUAUGAUACUGAACGUGUACUGACUGUAUCUGAUUGGUACAAUGAUGUUGCACGAACAAAGUUAUUAUCUUGGUAUUUAAGCAAAAAUAAUACAAAAGGUAUUGAGCCCAUACCUGAUGCUAUCGUUGUAAAUGGUAAAUUUUCUCAAUCGUUGUUCGUGAAGACGUCUGGUGCAACACGUAUCCGUUUUAGAAUCAUUAAUGCUGCAGCAUUUUCCAUGUAUACUGUUUCAAUCGAUGGAUUACCAUUACAUAUUAUUGAACUUGAUCAAACACCUGUAGUGCCAUAUACAGUGUCUUCCUUUAUGAUAAACGCUGCUCAACGAGUUUCUUUCUAUGUGAAUCUCAAUGAAUUUGAUCAAAAUUUUGUACCCCCUGAUGUUCCACCAACAAAAUCAAUUUAUAUUCGAUUUAAAAGCUGA